Molecule: messenger RNA, 4168 nt
Organism: Schistosoma intercalatum
Lineage: Eukaryota; Metazoa; Platyhelminthes; Trematoda; Strigeidida; Schistosomatidae
Source: the annotation of a GenBank genome assembly
GUAGACCUUGCACACUACUGUUAAGCGCCAACUUCGGCAUCGAACCAACAUCAAGUUUCGAUUAUUAAACUGUGUUCAUUUCAUUCUUGUAUUUUUGUUGACUGUUAUCGACCACCCUCCUUAUUAAAGGUCAGCACAUUUUGUGUUCUUUUUUGUAGAUUGCCUCAUGUUUUCUGUAUUCUUUCCUAAUUUUCAGAGUACGUACUCUAAACGUACGUUUAUUUUAGACGUCCAUCACUAAAAAUUAAGUAUUUCUUAAAGAACAUAAUAUAGAAGUCUGUUUGAGCAGGUUUUGUUCUAUUCUAUGCGUCGUCUUAUAUUCGCAUCCGGCCACAAGAUCUCCUACGCCAGUUGCUGAUGCUCAAUCUCCCUUUUUUAGGGGAAAUUUUAUCCGUUUGGGGGAAGCCGCUAUAUAAAAUUUUGGUGAAAUGGCACAAAAACCCAAAACUUUCCAAAGAUCUAUGGAAAUUUCUCAAUAUUUUUACAGAAAAAACCCCAAAUGCUACCCGAAAUUCCCUCAAAGUAGUGAGAUUGAAUGAUAACUUACGAACCAUAACAAACCUGGUGUCCUGGCUUUUGUAAAAUCUAAGUGUCAUUGUGCAUAUAUCCUACUUGCCAUUUAUGGUCAUGCUGUUAACUAUCAAAAUCAACCAUAUAUCCGAAUUCCUCAGAACAGUUUCCACAACAAUCCAAUUAAACCAAAAAAGUUGGGGCAUGGACGAACUUGUGGAAUAUUUGGGCAACAUCUAUUACAAAAAUUUGUAGUCAAUUGCAUUUUUAAGUCGCCUUUUUCGCCUAUCAUGAAAAGUAACAUUUUACCUAAAUAUCUACCAUGAGGUGAAGUCUUGAGAUUAAUACCUCAAGGGUAGCCAACUAAUCCACUAUUCGCCUAAAUGUACACCGAAUAGUCUGUCUCAUCUAAAUUUAUGCUAAAUAUACCUCUUUUCGCCUUAAUGUCCUAUACGAUUACCAUCAUUUCCCCAGAGCAAAUAUCUUUAAACAAUUAACCUCAGUAAUAAGAAUGAUUCAUGCACCUAAAUGAAUUUGUUUAUAGGAUUCUCAUUCACAGUUAACGUGAAUAUCAACAUUAGAGUGCCACUGAUGCCUCUUGGUUCUAUAAUGAGUUGUCCGAUUUGUGAAAAUCGUCAACUUAUAGAAGAUGAAAACACUGGACAGUUGAUUUGUUCAGAAUGUGGAACUGCAACAGGUGUUUAUCGAGGGGUUACCCAAUCCCAGGAUUUCUCUGAAACCCGCGGAUUACGAGUGAUUCAAAAGACUGAACUUAUAGGUAGUCAGUCCAACCAGGCAGCUACAGAUAACAUAGCGGACACAUCGAGAUUUGUAAAAGUUGAGUCGGAUAGCACACAUGACCAAAAUAUGAAUUUUGUUUGUCGUGAAGACCUGUUGAACACAUUAGAUGAUGAUCUCUUCAGCGCGAAUGAGGUGAGCUUCACUGAUCCUAUGCAGAAAGAAAAGUGCUUUGAAAGCCAUCGUCCUUGGCGGUUAUCUGAACCUUUCACUUUCAUAAUGAGACGUCAAGCAAAUUGUUUGGCUAAAGAAUUAAAUCUUUCUGUGGAACAAAAAGCAUCAUUUUGUGAUACUGUUUGGAACAUAUGGCUCCACUAUUUGUCUAUCACUGGCGAACUUGGCUCUGAUGCUUGGGUAAAUGCAGCUCUUUUAUUGGCAAAGUCGCUUAGUGAAGUACUUGAAAGCAAGAUGAUUCCAGAAGAAGAGAAGCCUACUAAUAAAAUAUUACGGAAACACAAAACAUCGGAUCACUGCUAUAUGAUUACCCAGCGUGAACACGAAUGGGAGCUCAUAAAAACUCGUCUAAGUCAAUUUCAGUGGGUUGGUUGGGGUCUAUUGUAUGAACCAGGGGAAGGUCGGGAAAUAACUAAUAUCCUACAUUUGUCUCGAAAAAAAAAGGCAUCGAAAAAAGUCGACAAAAGUAAAAAAUCUAAACGACGUGGACGUAAACGGAAAGACUGUAGUGAGUCUGACUCAUCAGAAUCCGUUUUGUCUGAUAAAAAUCCUGAUGACGAUGCUCAAUCCGUUCAUUCAUCUGAUUUGAGAAACCCAGAUGUUCACGAUUCGGACCUGUCCUAUCAACCUAAAGCUGUGGAAUCGGAAUUAUUCCCUAAUAAUGAUUGGACACAAGAAAUACCACCACAGCAUUUCGCCAAACAAAUAUCUCAGUCACGACCGAUAGGUCAUUUACUUUGGCGUGGUCAAAUUGAGGGUGGUUUUCACUGUCGUGUGUUAAUGGAGUAUAAUGUGGCUAUUUUGUUUAUCGCUUGUUUAACUACUUGUCCUGUACGAAAUGCAGUCAAUCCAUUAUUUUCUUCACAUUUUAUAAAUCCAGAUUUCCCAAAUAAUCCAUGUGCACUUACUACAAUGAUUACUUUAAAAGAUUUACAAGACCUAUGCAUUAAUAAUCGUUUACCUUUCAUAUCUGUUCAAAGUUUAUUUCCUCCAGGGGCCUUUUGCAUUCGUGAUCAGAGUCUACUAAGUUUAAUCCGACGUCAUAGACCUCCGGAAAUCAAUCAUUUAGCGUAUGCAACUGCUCGGAUGCGUGAAUUUAUUGGGUUGAAUCAUUUCCCAAAAUAUCCACUGAGCUGGUUGGUGCAUCGUCAUAUAACCGCUCUAGGUCUUCCGGUGGUAAUGCAUGAAUUUGUACGACCUUUGUUAGAGAGACUACAGCAGGAAUGUAUUCCUGUUGGUAAAUAUAUAUACCGCUCUUUGUUAAGUUCAAUCCCCUGGCCCAGGGUCGUUCGACCGGAAGUGUUUGCAAUGGCAUUAGUUGUUAUAUUGUUACGUCUUGUAUUCAAAUUCGAUGAUACCUUUGAACAUCGACUUAGUUCUGUCGCUAAAGCUCUGGAGUUAUUUCCCAAUCGUCCAGUUAAAAGUGGUCAAACGUCGGACAUCUCAUUAUACGAUCGACCUUUUGUCUGGAUUUCAUGGGUGCAAUAUAUCGACUCAAGAUUUCAUCCAUCUCACAAACUUAAUUUACAUUUGUUGAAAAGUGAUCAAAAUCCAUAUAGUAAUGCUCGAGUUCAUGAAUCUAAUCAACCAUUAGUCAUGACUGCUAAUCAAGGAUAUGAGCUACUCAACUUAGAUAAAGCUUCUGAUUUCUUAGGUUCAACUGAAUUCAAAAUUGGUCGUGAUAUUGGUUGGAAUGAGAAGAGUAUGAAAAAAAUUAAAAUAGCUGAUGCUUCAGUAAAAUUGUCACUAUCUCAGCCAUUGCGUAAUCUAUUCGAACCAUGUCAAGUGGUUGAUUUGACGGGUUCAACUUUAACUACUCAAAAUCAACGUACGCAUCAACAAAUGGUGGUCGGUAAUUUUACAUCUGAUUCCAGUACUAACAGUAAAAAAACCACAACUUACAAAAGUUUACUACUUUCAGAUUGCGAACAAGAUGGUUUACUAAGCCCAUUUCUCAAUACACAGUUAAACUUUUUGUAUAACGAAGAUAUUAAUGUCGAUGAUUAUAUUCCAAAUUCUUUCAAUGACCAUCAAACAUUGACCGAUUCAUGCGGAUUUAAUGAAUGCACUAUAAGAGAGUGGUGGUCAGAUUUGAUAAAUCAACGAUCUGAUUACUACUCGAUUUGUAUCGGAGAAUGGUCUUCAAAUUCUUCCAGCAAAUCUCAGUGGAAAAAUCGUAAUCGUAGCAAACAGCCACUUAUUUUACCAAAACCAGUAGAAGAAUUCAUUGCUAAGCACGAUGAAAGUUUAUCCAGAGCGCUUGGUCAUGAUGAAUUAGUUCAUGCCAAACAGAACGACAAGGAUAAUUCUCUAACGGAAGAAUGCAACAAUCUCAAUGCUUCUCAGAUCUUAGAAGCUGAGGAACCUGUAUGUUUACAUUGUUCUGACCCUAGCCGAAGCAUGAAGUGGUUAGUCGACAUCUGUGCAAUGAUUUGUGGAGCGUCCAAUAUUAAAUCACUACUCACUGAAAUUGAAUGUCUAGAACGCUUGCUUAAGUGGCAUGCGAAAGCUUCAUGUUCACACUCCGUUUCAGGAAAUGAUCCACGUCAAGUUGAUUAUGCACUUUUGUCAUUUUUUGACUUGAAUGUAGAUAUUUGUGAAGUAUCACGAAAUCUGUAAAUUAGUCACUUUUUCUAUAUCUUUUUUUCUGAUAUGUCGUUCUCAAAUUCAUUUGUACAGAGAUAUC